Messenger RNA from Lineus longissimus, 7576 nucleotides. RefSeq names its product calpain-5-like. Gene Ontology annotation, biological process: proteolysis. Bases 287 to 2239 code for a protein of 650 amino acids. Gene Ontology annotation, cellular component: cytoplasm. NCBI's taxonomy places the organism in Eukaryota, Metazoa, Nemertea, Pilidiophora, Heteronemertea, Lineidae. The transcript has 12 exons. The record is from RefSeq and is a predicted model, not a curated record. Gene Ontology annotation, molecular function: calcium-dependent cysteine-type endopeptidase activity.
UCAUGGCGACAGAGAAACAAACAGUAUGAUGAAGAACGUUAUAGAAAUCAAUUGAAAAGGAUUACAAAGAGGGAGAGUCGUACGAUCAUUUUUCAUGUGUGUAAACACUUGGUCAAAACAUUCAAAAUGAACUUUUGCCAAAAAAAUCGGGCGGAGUGACGAUUUUUAGUGAGAUUCAACCGGACUUAAGGAGGACAUGGCUGAGCGGUGGAUUCUGGACUAAUUAAGGAUUAUCUCUUAAUCUCAUUACAUUGAUCUUUUAACGAGUCUAAACUAAUCUGCAAAGAUGGUGAGAGCGUGGAAGGGUCAGAAGUACAACUCCCUCAAGUCUCAGUGUAAGAAAAAUGGCGAACUCUUCGUCGAUCCCGAAUUUCCACCAAACACACGAUCGCUCUUCCACUCCAAAAUAGACAACAGUGUAGUAUGGAAGCGACCAGGGGAGAUAUGUAAAGUACCUAAAUUUAUCGUGGCUGGUGUCACGUGUGAUGAUCUCAACCAGGGUGACCUUGGUAAUUGUUGGUUUGUCAGCGCAUGCGCUGGACUGGCCAAGGAACCAAAAAUGUUUCAGAAGGUCGUUCCCGAGAGCAAGGCCCAAGAGUGGCCUCCCGAAAACAAAGUGCCGUCUGGUGAUGGCGAGGAAAAAACAGGGAACUAUUGGGGUAUCUUUCAUUUCCGGUUCUGGCGGUAUGGUGAUUUGAUAGACGUGGUCGUGGACGAUCUGCUGCCGACGAAGGAUGGCAAGCUCCUUUACUGUCACUCCAAGGCCAGGAAUGAGUUCUGGAGCGCCUUAUUGGAGAAAGCCUACGCCAAGUUAUACGGUGAUUAUGAGAAACUCAACACGGGUUUCACGUCCGAUGCGCUGGUAGACUUUACCGGGGGCGUGGCUGAGAAAAUACCUCUGAGUAGCUUCUCCUCUGCUAACGAGGAAACCAAGUUCAGGUUGUUUAUAGAUCUCCAAGAUGCUGUGUUAGGAUCUUCCUUCGUAACGGCCAACAUUGAGUGUGGUCAGGAACAGGUUGGAUCAGACGCCCAGCAUGGCUUGAUCAAGGGACACGGGUAUAUGUUAACCAACGUGAUGGACAUGUCACUCCCCAAACCUCUUCAGGCGCAAUACAACAAACCUUCCAUUAAGAUGAUCAGAUUGAACAAUCCGUGGGGGACCAAGGAAUGGACUGGACCAUGGUCAGAUGACUCGCCAGAAUGGACACAACUCACACAGAAGGAUCGCAACAAACUCGGGAUGAAGUUUCAAAAGGAAGGUGACUUCUGGAUGUCCUUUGACGACUUCGUUAAGAACUUCACCAAAGUAGAGAUCUGUCACAUCGUGAACACAGCGAUCGUCUCAAUCAAGAAGUCGUGGUCGGAGGCGAUAUUCCGGGGGAAGUGGACGGUGGGCGUGAAGGGGUCAUCCAAGGAUAGAAGCGGGGGCAACGAGAAACACCUUAGCUUCCUCUAUAAUCCUCAGUAUGUGUUUGACAUCAAUGGCGACCAGGACUCCAUCAUCGUCUCCUUGGAGCAGAAUGACAUCCAGAUCGGGGCUCAGACGGUCUCAAUCGAUGAAAUAGGAUUCCAUAUCAUGCAGGUCGAAUCAAACCGCAAAUAUCGAGUUCACAUUCCUAUGGACAAAGUCUACGUCUCCGACUAUACCAAGAGUAGAAACGUCUUCAAACGGGUGCCUCUCAAAAGAGGGCGCUACAUCAUCAUACCCAGCACCAGUAACCCUGGUAUCGCUUCAGAGUUUUUACUCAGGUUGUACUCGAGUAAGAAAAAUGGCGGCAGGGAGUUACUGCAAGAGGCUCCUAAGCCGGCGAUGCCAUGUCUCCCCAAACUUCCACUGGUCACACAGGUGAUAGCGGUGAAGGCCGCGGGGCUGGAGAAGAGCCCGAAGCCAAAGGAGACGACCGACCCGUUCGUGGUCAUCAAGUGCGAGGGCGACAGUGUAAAAGGCCUUCAUCAGAAGUGCACCCAAGAGCCAGCCUGGGGAACGAAGGCCAUCUUCUACAGGAAGAAACCGGAUCUCAAACCUGUGGUCAUUGAGGUGUGGAACAAAAAUCGUGUUGUUGAUGACUUCAUGGGAAUGGCAGAGAUCGAGGAUCGUGGGCAGGAGACGAAGCCAGCCGUGGUUACAGUAGAACUCUACGGCAAGGGAAAAGAGGGGAAAGGUCAACCAAAAGAGGUCAAGAAACAGGGCAAGGUCACAGUGGAGUUAAGGUCAAGCACUGACCUUGAAUAUUUUUAGAAGGACAAUGUCCAGAUGACUAAGAUUGACACGUUCUUUAAAAUGGCGACUACUUUGAUACUUUGUCAGCCUAGGCGACAGGAUAUUGUCAUCAACAUCCGUCCUAAAGUUGUGUUUCCUAUAUGUCUCUGUUGUGUGAUUUCAUCAUGUGGACGGGGCUGAUCAAUAUUCCUGAUGAAUAAAUUAGAGGCGUUGAAGAUGCAGUGGCGAAUUUAGGGGCUGGCUCAUGAGGCGUGGCCCCUUAUUCUUAUCAUCGGACGGUAACGAUCUUUCAGGGCGCCUCUCCACAAGAAGCAUAUAACUCCUAUUUGUAUCUCUCAUCAGAUGCCCGGAAAAUGCAUUUUGGCACUUAUUUUUUUCUGGGGCAGGGCCCCUCGACCCUCUCCCUGUUUCCAGGAUCGUCCCCUGCUGGUGCUGUGCCCCUUUCUCAAGUUUCUGGAUCCGCCACUGGCAUGCACUGUAGUAUCAGUCUCGACAGAAAGUUAGUGUCACCUGCUUAACUGAAUCCGUCCUGUGUAUAAUUUAACGUCUAUGUGAUAUGAAGACUGUAUCCUCAGGUCGAGACCGGAUGAUAAAGUCUGACUGUUGAAUUAUUCAUAUUCUGUGAUAUUUGCAGCAGCAAGAGGUUCGCAAAAUUGGAAUUCACCUACUUCCAUAAGCAAUUUGUUGUUUUUAAUGGUAAAGGAAAUUCUAGGACGUUUCCAUGUUUCCACGUUUCCAAAUUUUUUUUAUACUUGUAUAUUACAUUUUCUUUAUUUUGUUUCAAAUUCGGCAGGUGGCCAUCUUGGAAAUCAUGUUUUUGCCAUUUUAAAGCCUUUGGCAGUAGCUCUAGAGUGACUAAAUGGUUGGUGUAUCUAAUAAGUCUCCAUUACAUAUCACCCUGGUUUUAUGAUUUGACCUACAUGUACUCUUCAAUUUCAUAGGGCUUAGCUCUUAAAUUUCAUUAAUAAGUGGAACGUUUUUUCAUUUUUUGGCCAAGAAUCUUUUUACUUUGGUAUAUAUGCGUGAUAUACUAGUAGGCAUAUCAAUAUUUUAACAACAUUGAUAGACUUACCAGGUACUUUCCAUGUUUUGUACAUUGUACCCAUGUAUUUUUGAGCUGGGCGUCAGGCCCGUAGGCCUCUUAUUUUCUUGAACAAAAGAAAUUCAUCAGGUUGUUUUUAGGGCAGAUUUGAAAGACUCAGGUUAUGAUAACGGUUUUAAGAUAGUUGUCUGUCACAAGCAGUUUUCGAAAUUUAUCAAGACGAUAGCCGCAUCAGUGGCAAUCACUUCAGCGUCAAGAACGUCUGGGAACAAUCUCUUGGAGCUUGUCGCACAUGCGUAGCAACUCGCCCUACGCUUUGCCUCGAUAUAAAGAUUUCUCACAUCUCCACACCCAUCUAAAGCAUACUUUCUGCUACAUAAACUUUUAAACGCUUUGUGUUGAUGAUAAAAGUUGAUUUUAAAUCAAAUACCUGCAUGCAUAGAUAGUUUUUAGCACAAUUUUAAGAUCUGUUUGAAGUAUCACUACGCGUGUGCAGAGAGACGCGUAUGAGUACAACAAUAAAAAAGAAGUAAUGGUGGCCACAAUGCGUCAGGUCUGUCCAAAUAACAGUUACAAAAUGUACUUGACGGACCAGGCGAAAAUUUAUAUAAGUCUAAUGUUAUAUAAAUUUUACAUAAAUGCUAUAAAAAUUAUAUAAAAUCUAUAAAAAAGAUCUAAAUUUUAUAUAAAAUUUAUGCUAUAUCUUUAUAAAUUUCUUAUAUAACAUUUAUAUGAAAUUUAUAUUCAUUUUACUCGCAGAGUUUUGCCUGUGUUGAUUCCAAAAAUGUUCAUAGUUCAUACUACCAUCACCCGACCUUGUGUGACAGUGAUCUCAGAUUAGUGAAUUACCUUCCGCCAGCAACCAAAAGGUCACGUGAUGUCAAUAUGAACAGAAUCGACGGCUUUCGCGUCAAGCCAAAUAUUUAGAAGAACAAAUUUCGAGCACAGUCUGUGUCAGAAUAACGCUUGAGUUGUAUUAUUGUACUCGUUCAAGGAGGAAUUCAUAAAGACUAGUCUUUAUGAAUUCUUGGCUUUAGACAAAGAAUGAACGUGCAUUGGUCGGUUUAUAAAUAGCGCUGACUGAAUGACUCUUUUUAUCUUAGAUGUAAGUUAAAGUCACACGAUGUUCAAAGUAUAUUAAUGGUAGGCAAAUGCAUUAAGGCAAUUAUUGGCACACAUAGGUUUCCAAUCGCAUUCAUAUCGCACGCAUGCGGUUUGUGCAUUUUUUCGGUGCAGUGCCGACAAUACACUGCUGCAUCGCGCAUGCUUUGUCGCAAUCGCAUUAAGUGUAGGUGAAAGCCGAAUUCAUUCUUUGACGCAUUAACAUCAGUGCCUGAUGUGUAAUCAACAUUUUGACCCCCUGUAAACAAUUAUUCAUGCAGGCCUAGCUGCUUCGGCGUCGGUCCAGGUUUUGAUCGCCCAUCGGACGCUGAUGUUUAUGAGUCGGAGUAUCAAAUCGGCUGUACACUGCCUGCGAGUUAACGCAAUUUUGCUUGCCUGGUAUGGGUGCAGUCUAAAACACGAAGCAGUACCACAACCGAUCUUGUCCAAUCGCAUUCAGUGUAAACCUAACCUAAGAGCCUCGAUCAUGCACCGAUUCGAACAUCUGUCAAGCUCGUCCCCAAGUGGACCCUCUUACUUACUCGGGUGACUUGGUUAGCAGCUUCCUCCUCUUAGGCAGGAGAACCCCUGCUUACAUCUUGUAGGGUAGUUGUUCCUCUUGUUACGUUUAUUCCCGAUAUAUUGUAGUCUACUAUUGAUUAUUUUUUGUUUAUUAUAUUAUGCUGCUAUAGUAAGAAGUAUCUUGCUUUAUGCGUACACUUACCAUCUAGCUCUUUUAAAUCAUCUUCCUCCACUUCAAUCGCUUUGCCAUGACUCUUCUCAUAUCCGCCACCCUUGCUGAUCCCAUACCCAUCUCAAUUACCCUCUGGUUAUGCAGUGCAUAACAAAAGCUAUGAGUAGCCUUUUCCAUCACCUCUAUGUUGCAAUGUGGGAUGGGUCGAGUAUCGCCUUCACUUUGUCUUCAUUAUCGAGUUCCAUGAUCUUGGGUACGAUAGUCCUCAGCUUUUUUAUCUGGUGGACUCUGAAUUGCUGCAGGGCACACUACACUCGAGGAAGAAGUGGACGAGGGUUCCUGGGUCCUGCUUGCACAUUGCACAGUGCGGUGCAGCUUGCUUUCCUGCGACUUUCAGACCGGUGAGUGGAUAUCGAUUGGUUAGAUGUAUGGCCUUAGUGCUUGCCAUUGCAACUUGCAGUGGAUCACACCCACAGUUCCAAAUCUGAUGGGUAACUCCAAUCUUGCACUGCUCUAGGUUGAUGCGUUUUAGAGAGCUCAUUUAGCUGGCUUGCUGCUUCAACUGCUGCUCCCAGUGGGUGUAUACAACUUUAUUUACAUGCUUUCUCCAUUCCUCUUUUGUAGGAGUGUUAUCUGUUAGCUGGAGUGGUGAGGGCAUGUUGUACUUGGCUGCUACACGUCUAAGUUGGGUAGUCCAGCUGUUCGAUCUUGUGUCCUUCAUAGCUAGUUGCCUGAGCAUGACAUCUCUUUCGAUAGAUGGGUUUCUCAACAUUAUUGUGAUGAAUAGGGAGAGCAUUCUUAAAUGCAGCUUGGCCCUCAGUGGGAUGGCUGUAUUCUUUCUUUGUCUGCUUCCUGUGACUUCGCAUCGCUGGUUCUCGCGAGUCCAAGGUGGGUCUCUAGUUUGGCGGAUUAUAUAAUUUUCCCGCUGUUGAAGCUGGGAGGGGAGAGGUCUUCAUAACUUACUCCUAUUGCCAUGGUUUUUGACUUCGUGGUGUUGUAGAUGUUACGAUUCUUGGAGGAAUUGUCACCUGCCAUAAUGAGCUGGACCUAAAAGGGUUGUGAAAGCUGGCCAGCAUACAGUUGUCGUCAGGGAUCCCUGCCUAUUUUGCACCUAUGUAGCAGGAUGCUGGGCUGUUCCUCAUCCUAUUUAGGAAGCUGUUAUCUUUGACCUUAAAUACUUCCGCCGAGGUUUCGCCGCCUUGAUGUAUGCCGCGCUCUUCUUGGAUUUGCCUUGACAGCUUCCCAUCAAGUCGGACCUGGGAUUUCACGCCUGUGUACAUGCUCUUGUACAGCUUCCAGAGUUUGGGAUUUAUUCCAGCCUUGUACAGCUCGUGUCGGAGUAUCGAGUGAUUAACCAUGUCGAAAGCCUUGCUUGAGUCAAGGAACGUUAUGUACAGAGGGGUUUUGUUGUCUUGUGCUUCCGCUAUAGCUUCAGUCAGGAUGAAGGAGCAUAUGCAUGGACGGGGAGCUUCCAUGGGUGAAACCGCCCUCCUGUGUUCUGGCCAUGAUUUCCUUCUCCAUUAUUUUCCCUAGUUUAGAGGAUAUGGUGAUUCAGCGACAGCUAUCUGGACUCUUUGCAGGCUUGUUUUUCUUGUGGCAUUAUACGAUUGCACCGAUCUUGAAUUUCUCCGGAAUUGUCGCUUCUUCCAGUGUGUUGUUUGUUUGUUUCUUCAGGGACUUGAUGUGCUUGGCAACUUGUUCCUCUUUUACUCGAGGGCUUUCAUGCAUUUCACUUGUACUACUGGAGCUGCUUAGGAGGUUAACCAUGAGUUCAAUGUCAGUGAUGUGGGUCUGGUCGAAACCGCAUCAUGUGGCUUGCUUGAUGCAAGGUCUUCAAAAUACGAGGCCCAUCCUUCGAGCUGAUCAUCUGCUCCUGCAUCUGCAAAAUUCCCUUUUGGUACAGUACUGUAGUUGCCGGUUCUUUGUUGCUUAAUCAACUUGAAGAACAGCUGUAUGCGGCCUUGCUAAUCUCUUCAAGGGAGUCUUUCCUGCUCUGCGCCAUAAGUUGUCUCUGCUUUGCUCGCAGCGCUUUCUUUACUGCAUUCAUUUGUUGUAGUACGGGAACAUCGUGCCUUCGUCCACCUUUCCUCUCUGCACCUGCUGUAAAGAUCUUUGGCUUCUACAGUUUCGAAUGCCUCACUUAUGCACUUAUCUUACCCUCGGAACGUGGUGGUUCUGGUAAGAUCUCAGUCGAGUAGAAACACAUUUUUACACACCGAAAUAGACAGACUGCACUGGGCGAUAUUCAUAUGUGGCCUCCGAACAAGGGAUUGGCCAGUUAUUUAAAUGAGAGCUAUUAGAAGCACCAGUACUGUCAGAAAAAGACACUCCAAACACUGAGAUGCUAUGUUUUUAAUUGGAUGGACUGUAUGACAUAAUUAGCCACUGUUAGUAUUCAAUGACUGAAGGAAAAUGAAAAAAAAUUAGUUUUUAUAUAUCUCUCAUUAGUAAAAAUAUUUUUCUGUGGAAAUGCUGAGAAUAAAGAAUAAGGACAAUAAACUAUGUUUUAUGUACUGGA